Anoplophora glabripennis (Asian longhorned beetle) is the source of this 2890-nucleotide messenger RNA. RefSeq lists its product as uncharacterized. NCBI's taxonomy places the organism in Eukaryota, Metazoa, Arthropoda, Insecta, Coleoptera, Cerambycidae. Gene Ontology annotation, molecular function: guanyl-nucleotide exchange factor activity. Gene Ontology annotation, biological process: axon guidance. Gene Ontology annotation, cellular component: cytoplasm. The coding region runs from base 133 to 2754 and encodes 873 amino acids. The transcript has 8 exons. The record is from RefSeq and is a predicted model, not a curated record.
UUUGCCGAGUCAGAACAACAUCAAAAUGUGAAAUAAUGUAUUUAAAAUUAAAUUAUCUGCUUCUCUAAUUUUAAAACGUAGUGACAAGGUGUUGUUUUAAGUGUAUGUAGUGGAAGUGUCAAAAUUUAAAACAUGAAUAGUCCACAUCCGGAAAUUCCGGAAAGAAUAAACAAAGACAGCAUUGUUAAGUUGAUUAGUUUGUUUGAGGUUAAAAGGCCAAAAAGAUCCUCCCAUUCAACGUUAAGAAAAACGAAAAGUAUUCCGUCACUUGUAACAGCAGUCAGUUCUGAUGAAGACGAUAUUAAACCUAACGAUAAAAGGACAUCUCUAACGCAUUCUUCCUCAUCUAAGAGCAAAAUUAAACGUAGAACAAAAAGCACAAGAAGCACUUCUCAUGAAGACGAUUGUGAUAACAGAAUAAAACAUGUUAUUGAAGAAAUUGAAAGAACUAAUAAAAUGGUUGACGAUUUUGGUAACAAAUUAAAAAUGAGAAGACAGAAGUCUAUCAUUCAUACAGAACGUGCAGAUGAAUGUCAGCAUCCAAAACCUAGUUCCUGUAAAGUAGAUAAAAGGGUUAAAUAUGCUUAUGAUGACACUAAUAAUAGAAUGAAUUACUCAGAUGGAGAUGCAGAUCCUUAUGCAAAAAGUGUUCAGUCGCUGGAUAGACGUUUUUCUAAAAACGAUAGUAAAAAGAGGUAUUCAUCUACAAAUACAAUCUGCAAAGAACUGAUUUCAAGAAAGCGCAACAAAGGGAGUCCAGAAAAAAUUCAAAAUUUCGCAGACGCUAAAUCAGAAAAUGAAAUUGAAUUUUACAGGAAAAAUCUUGUUAAUGAAAUCGAUUUAGCAUUGAAAAAAUUAAAAAUAGAUGGGUUUAUAGACGAUGAAGAAAACUGUAUUCAAAAUAUUACUCAAGAAGACGAAUACGUUUCCUUCGAAGGGGUGGUUAAAGAACUUGAGACUGAGAAAAAAACAACUUGGGCUGAGCGGCUUAAUGUUAGACGAGAAAGUAUGCAAUUUGUGCAAAAUGAUGAAGACUACAUAUCACAACAAGUAGAUCCAGAGGUAGAAGACAGUACAGAGCAAGAAAAUAAAUUGCUGCAUUAUAGUACAUUAUCUGACAACAAUGAAAGUGAAAAUAAUGAAUUGGAUAACGAAAGUGAAGACAUGUAUGUUGCAAGUAAUAUUUCUCCAAUAAUGUACGGGAACAUCACAGAUGACGAAUUUGGAGAGAGUCUUGCCGAUGAUUUAGAAGAGAAUGGAUCAUAUUUUGUAGAAGCAUACAAUGACGAAGGCAAAGAACUGAUAAUAGUGGAGAUUGCAGUAGAGCGAAGAGCUGUCGAUUUAAGUCAAUUAGAUACGAUAGCUGAGUCAAUUGAGAACUCUGACAUUGUCUUCCACCAAAACGACGAUAAGUCCCUCAAUAUUAUCGAAAAUCCUAAGGAAUUCGUCAGUGCUGAAAGUGUUUCCAGUGGAUUCUUCACUAAUCCAGAAUCUAACAGGUCUACUGUAUAUUCGACUGCAUCGAGAGACAGUGAGUUAUAUGAUACGGAUGACGAAGGCAUUAGCUUGGGGAAUGGACAAAAACACGAAGAUGAAGACGGUUUUAAUUAUAGACGCGAAACUUUCUGUGAUAUUAAAGGCAUUGUGAGAAUAGAAAGAGUCGGAGGAUAUCCAGGGAUUGAAAAUGGGGAUGAUGUAGGAGAGCCCAUGUCGCCAGUAAGCCGCAAUGACUCCUUUACACAAAAGGGAACGUUGUCCUACAUUGUAGAUGAAAUAAAAACUACAGAAAGGAAAUAUCUGGAAGAUUUAAAUAGAGUGGUUACGAAAUAUAAACCAUACAUUGAAGAACACACUCCAACCAAUUUAAUUGGCAGGCAAUGUUAUAUAUUUGGAAACAUUGACAAGUUGUAUAGUAAACAAAAGGAGUUUUUUGUGGCUCUGGAAAAUUGCGGGGAUACCGUAGACGAAGUUGUCAAAACAUUUAUAGACUUUGAAAAAUUAUUCAGACUCUACCCCAGAUACUUUAAAAAUAAACCAAAGGCUGAUAUUGUAUUGAAAGAAUUUAGUCACAUCAUAAAACUUAGUCAGGCUAAAUUCGACGAAAGACUGGACUUAUCAUCAUAUCUAUUAACACCUCUACAAAGACUGGGAAAAUACAAAUUGUUCCUGGAAAACAUAGAGAAACAGCUGACCAAAUUGAAACUACCCACGGGCAAUGUACAAAUGGCUCUGGAUAUAAUUAAGGGAGAGAUGUCGAAGGGUAAUGACUUUGUGGCAAUUGAGUCUAUUGAAAAUAGUCCUAUUAAUAAAGAAGAUUACGGAUCUUUUAAAAUGAGAGAAAAAUUCAAUAUACUGAAACCGAGGAGGUUUGAGGCUAUGGUAUUCUUAUUCGAAAAUAUUAUCGUAUUUACUAUAUGUGAUCCGAGAAAUAUGGACACCUAUAAUUACUAUGCAUGUAUAAAAAUGAUAGAUUUAAGAAUAGCAACAUUUGAAGAUUUAACAAUACAUCUAACCGACUUUACAAAGAGCAAAAGGUUGUCAAGAGCUGACAGAUUCACAUACAUCCUUGAAGCGAAAACGCAAAAAAUUAAAGAAACUUGGAGAAAAGCCAUAGAAACUAUUCUUUGGCAGCAGUUACUUAAAGUGAAAGAAAAUACUCUGAAAAUGUAUCAGUCUCCAUGGGGCACCAAAAAGAAUAAGGUCUCAAGAAGACAAAUUAAAUCAGCAGGUACCUCAAAAUUUUAUAUUGAAUGAUUUCUCAAUGAUGCACAACAUUUUCACCUCUUAGACUGUCUUGGAAGCAGACUCUUUUUACAGAAUUAUUUAUAAAUAUAUUUGUAAUUAAUUUAAGUAAUUGUUACUUUAUUUAUUGAUUAAAUAUGCUUUUUAU